This is a messenger RNA of Mytilus californianus (California mussel), 1618 nucleotides long. RefSeq names its product transcription termination factor 3, mitochondrial-like. Gene Ontology annotation, biological process: regulation of DNA-templated transcription; mitochondrial ribosome assembly. NCBI's taxonomy places the organism in Eukaryota, Metazoa, Mollusca, Bivalvia, Mytilida, Mytilidae. Gene Ontology annotation, cellular component: mitochondrion. Gene Ontology annotation, molecular function: double-stranded DNA binding. The coding region runs from base 75 to 1583 and encodes 502 amino acids. The record is from RefSeq and is a predicted model, not a curated record. The transcript is spliced from 7 exons.
UUGACCUUCUACAAUUAUUUCCCUUUAUUUCAGACCAACAUGUUGUAGACUCACUGAGAAAAAGAUCAAGUAAAAUGUUGUCAAAAAGAAUUGUGGCAUGUUUGUAUCGAGGUAUAUCCCAGAGAGCUGAAAGUAAUGUCUCAAGAUAUUGUUGCCAUAGAAACACAUGUGUGAGGUCAUUGUCAAAUAUUGUCAGUUCAGAUGAGGAUACAAAAAACAGUACUUUGAAAAAUUCAGAAAAUAAAAAUGGUAAAGUUGGUGUAUUUACUGUACCACAAAAUAAAUCUGGUUUGACAAGAGACAUUAAGAAACCAGGUCAAAAUUUAAUUAAUCCCAAUGACAACAGAGACGAAGUGACUACAAGCCAAACUAUAAGUCAAAUUAGUGAUACAGAAAAUUUAAUUACAGAUCAAUUGACGCAAACUGAAAUUGAAGGCUUUGACCUUUCAGGGUCAACAAGUUAUCUAGAACAUCAAGGUCAACAUGGUCUGACCAUCAGUACAAGUGAAUUUUCAAUAUCUACUGAGGAUGGUGGUCAGAGGAAUUAUAUUUCUGGGUCAACAAGUUAUCAAGAACAUCAAAAUCAAAGUGGUCUGACAAUCAGUACAAGUGAAUAUUCAAUAUCUACUGAGGAUGGAGGUCAGAGGAAUGAUAUAGAUCAGGGAAAUAAAAUAAUUUCAGUUCAGGACCAUCAUUCUAUGCACGAAGAUUUGGACAUUGCAAGUAUUCCUAGUGGACAAAAGAAAGUGUUUGAACCCAUUUAUCAUUUAGCCCCCCUUGUGAAAGAAUCAAAGGUGUUGUCAAAUCUUGUCAUGCUUGGUGUCAGCCUAGCAGAAAUAGAGAAACAAGGGGCUGCAGAUAUGAUGGUUCAACUGAAUUAUGAAAAUGAUGUGCAGCCAUUUUUACUUUUCUUAAAAGGAAUAGGUGUGGCUGAUGAAGACCUCUGUAGGGUCAUUACAAAAAAUCCUUUCUUGUUUAAAGAGGAAGUAACAGAUUUACAGGUCAGAAUAAAUUACCUUCGUUCAAAGAAAUUUUCUAAAGAGAGUAUCUCCUCUAUAGUGACAAGAAAUGCAAAGGCUUUAUCACUGACAGUAGAACAGCUUGACAGCCAACUAGGAUUCUAUCAGAAACAGUUUAAGCUUUCAGGCAGUGAGGUGCGCCGUUCAAUGACUAAAUGUCCAAAGUUGAUUACACAGAAAAGAUUCAGAGUACAGGCAAUCAAGGAGGACUUAUUAGAUAUAUUUGGCUUCACUCAGAGCGAAGUCAAAAAGAUGUUUAUGUUAAGUCCUAAUAUUCUUCUUACACAUAUAAAACAACUAAGCGGUAAUUUUGAUUACUUACACAAUGUUAUGGAGCUAUCACACAAAGACGUUCUAAUGUGGCCACAGAUAUUCCAAACCUACACAGAUAGACUGAAACGUAGGCAUCAAUUCUUAGCAAGUGUUGGAAGAGAUCAGUAUGAUCCUAAAAAGGAGAAUUUUGUCUCGUUACAUGACCUUGUUUCUGGUACCGAUAAGUAUUUCAGUGAAAACGUAGCCAAGUCAACAUUAGAAUUACAUGAUAAUUUUAUUAAAACUUUAUGAAAUGAUUGCGUCAAUUUUAUUAAAACUUUAUGAAA